Molecule: messenger RNA, 5691 nt
Organism: Mus musculus (house mouse)
Lineage: Eukaryota; Metazoa; Chordata; Mammalia; Rodentia; Muridae
Gene: Spmip8
Product: sperm microtubule inner protein 8
Exons: 9
Coding region: 174-824 (216 amino acids)
Source: RefSeq, a predicted model, not a curated record
CCAGGAGCUUCGUCCUCACAAUCAGGUUGCACUGGGCAUUGUCUCUGUGAUGCUCCUUAGCCUGCAGUUGCCUGGAAGGCACGCCCACAUCCUUUCUUUUGCCCACUGAGCAGCAGGAGGAUAGACGGUUCUUACCUGCCUGUGCACUUGGGCCUGUGCCCUGCAGAUGAGCGAUGGCCCAAAUCAUAGACCUGGUGCCCUGGGACGAAUGCUCCGCCCACUUGUAUGCUUCCCCAGCGGUCCUCCUCCCCCUGGAGCGAGUGCGCCACCCACUGGCCGGUGUGAAGCACCAGCUCUACCACCCGGCCUUGCCUUCCCUUCGGCGCAUGGAUAUGGACACUGUCAAGGGUUGCCUCUCCGAUGAACACUGCCAGUCUUCCACCUACUUCUCCAAAGAUGAUUUCAACAAGGCCCACUUCACACUCCUAGGGGUCCCCAACAAACCCCUGCAAUGCCUGGAUUUCACAGCAACCGGCCAGAAGCUCUGUCACAAGUAUCGUGGCGGCAAGAUGAUUCCCAUCGCGCCAGGCAUCAACCGGGUCGACUGGCCCUGCUUCACGCGUGCCAUCGAAGAUUGGUCUAAAUUCGUGUCCAGGUCCGAAGAGUUCAAGCUGCCUUGUGCCAACAAAAGGGUGGAGGGUUUCAGUGGCUACGCGGUGCGGUACUUGAAGCCGGAGGUGACCCAGAACUGGCGGUACUGCCUCAACCAGAACCCCAGCCUGGACCGCUACGGACAGAAGCCCCUGCCUUUCGACUCGCUGAACGCGUUCAGGCGCUUUGGCUCCCACUACAGUCGCAUCAACUAUCUGACUCCCUGGCAUUAAUCCGUGGGGGGAAAAGGCUGAUUCUUCUAUGGCUGGACCGUGCCACCUCAGGGCCCCUAGCCGGACAGAGGGCAUAUGGUGGCACCACCCAUCUUCUCCCCAGGAGUUCAGUUCAAGAAAUAAACCUAAUGCUUCCUCAGAGAGGCCCUAGGCUCGUGGCGGGGGUGGUGGUCGGGGGCUGGGGGGAGUGAAAGAGAAGUCUGGAGAAAGGUCAGGAUAGUGUAUUACCUGUUCUUUACAAACUCCUGGGAAAUGGGGAGAGGGCGUGUAGGGGCUGGUGAAGGAUGUUUUGUGGACUUGGAUAGAGUUAUCAGGACCCCAGCUAGAUCUCAAGUCUAGCUGGGGUGGAGGCACAAGGACAGGCUGGGAUAUGAGUUUCCCUAAUGCUCUUGUCCCUCGCUUGCAACCCCUAACCAAGAUCCUGAAUGUGGAGCCUCUAACUGAGUUUGAGCAUUGAGAGCAAAGAAGAGACUUAUGACACCACCAUGUACUUUGGUGUGCUUUGGGGUUUCCUGGUACCAGAACUUCCCUGAUGGGAAGUGGGCAGGUUAGGUUUAUACCCUCUUAUUCCCUGUGAAACAGAUUUCAAAUAUAAACUGGGAUAAGAUGAUUGAGAAUAUCUUGGGCUCCUCAAGGCACUGCUAAGAAAUUCAUUGCCUAAACAGAAGGCUAUCUGCUGUAUGUACUCUUGAGCAGUGGGACAGGACCUCAUCAGUCCCUCGGUUUACACACCCUAGUCCUGAGCCCCUCUUGUGAUGGUGGGCGUGAUGGCCUAGGUGAGAGGAGCCCCAGGGAAGUGGGCUUCAGUCUGGUGCAAUGUUAGGGUAACUGGCAUCUGUAGCUCUUGGGUCUCCCAUACUCCACCCCGCCGAGGGCAGACGGCAGGGAGAGGUUCCCACUGGGACAAAUAGUCACUGUGCUUAGGAACUCAGUAUGGGAGUUCUGUUCCUGGAACCAUCCUUGGAGCUUCAGAUAUCCCCAAACCUGGAAUUAUGUGCAAAGUCAUGUGCUUACAUGCCCAGAGCAGACCCUUUGUUUUCAUCUUAUUCUCAGCAGAGCUGGCAUCCUCAGGACUUAGGUUCGCUCAUUAUUCCCUUUCCUCCCUGAACCCACUGCACAGCUGCUGCAUGCAAGGCUAAUAUCCCAGGAGGAAGGGACUGAGAGGAAAAUGUCCUCACAGGUCAGAACAUACUAUCACCUGAUAUUUGGAAUUCUUCAAACAGGGCAGGGAGCCAGGGGAAGAUAAACCCAGCUUCCUUCAAGCAAACUCAGUGGACAGCUUUGGGAAGCCAACGACAGAGCCCCAGAGCCGUUAGUGCUCCAAGCGUUCAUUCCAAAUGAUAAAGAAAUGGACCUGGCUAGGUUCACAGCGGAUGCUCACAUCCUGCUUUGGGUGAGAAUGGUCAGAGGGGCACCAGUGAACAGCUGAUGGUGCAAGGAGGAACCGAGUGACCCGGAAUUUUUAUUUUUUUCUGGGCCCGCUUCUGUGACCCAGUAUGACCAAGAAAGUUCACCUUGUAAUGUGGCCCAGCUUUGAGGCCUUUGCCUGGGCCAGGGUUCCGCUGAAUGCUCAGGUGACACAGACAAGAGGUCACCCAUGCUUUAUUAGUGGUUUGAGUCCAGUGGGGAAAAAACCGAUAGGCAGACCAAGUCACUUUAAACCACAACCUACACCCCUCUAGUCUAGGACACUACAGGGGCCAGCCCACAGCAGUAAAGGUUCUUGUCCACUGGCUACAUGCUUAACACCAACUUUAUAAAUACAAGAAAUAGAAGCUGUGUCUAAGAAUAAGGGGAGGAGAAAGCAUAAGCAAAACCAAUUCAGUGUAUGCUUUUUAUUAAGAUUUUAAGUGUUUCACAGGCCCUGUGAGGUAAGUUGUUUUAAAUCCAUUUUAUAGCUGGUUAAGUAAAUGGACUUGGGGAUAAAGAAAUGGCUCUGAGGUUGAGUGCUGGCUGCUUUUCCAGAGAACCCAGGUUCAGCACCCACACGGAGGCUCAAAACCAUCUUAACUCCAGUUCCUAAGCAUAUAACACUUUCUUUUGACUCCAGGGGCACCAGGCACACAGGUGGUGCACACACAUACACCCAGGCAAAACACUCAUUCACAUAAAACUAACUAAAUAGGCUAGAGGAAGUUUUGAUUGGCCCAAGACCAUACAGCUGGUGACCGGCAAAACUAGGAACCGAAGGCAGUGAGACUGUGAUCUACUUCUUUCCUGCUCCGAGGAGCAAGCCAAGAGUGGAGAGGAAAGCAGAAGGUCUUCCUGGGCUGGAGACAUGAGACUAGUACUUAGAAGGAAGAGACCUCCCAUCAGAACACUAAGAAGCCAAGAUUAGUGGCAUACACUUAAGAGUCCCAAACAAUGGGGAGGCUGAGGCAUGACUGAUGUCCCAGGAGUUUGUGACUAGCCUGGGAAACAGACAUAGGAAUGCUCUCAGAAGUACUAGGAGUGGCAACCACCUCACAGCUAUGACCUCCUCUGUACCUUCAGAGGGUUGUGGCUCCGCAUAAACGGGUCCCAUCUGAAGUCUUCUCUGUAGUUGUAACCUCGGGACAGUGCAGCCAGCAUGAUCCCCAUCUCUAGGCCUUUUGGACUUGAACACAUGCAGUUCCCUGGCCUUUACCACAGACCCCACCAUCUUUUCUUGCUUGUCUAUCCUACCCUCAGGCUCUUGCCUCCCCAACUUUGUUCAAAGCCAUCCUUCCACCCCUUUCUACCCAGUCUCAAAAGCCUCAAGUGCUCCCUUCUCCCCAGUCUUCCCAAAGACCACAAGUACAGGGCUCUUGGCUGUUUCGGGGGACUCACAUCUGUGGCCAGCAGGCUUACUUGCCAGCUCCUUUUACCUUCUAAGGUUCAGGGAUAGGCUCUGGGGCCUCCAGAACCAUGCAGAUAUAUCUAUCUGGACAGAAUGAAAUUUCUACUAUAAAGUAACAGUAAUGUUUAUUACAGAGCAACAUGGAGAACAUGCAUCCUAGCCCAGGGUCUAGGGCUGGCAGAAGGGCAGGCUCAGAAAUAAGGCUCACACUGAGAUGGGGGUGGGGUGGAGAUGACACGGCCCAGGUGUCAGUGGACAUUUUUACUGUGUUGUUUGUCUUUGGGUGCACAUACACGCAGAGGGUAAUCAGCAUCAGGUGUCUUCCAUCACUCCUCACCUCAUGUUUUUUGAGACAGGGUCUCUCAAAAACCCAGUGUUCACCAAAUGGUUAUCCUGACUGGUAGGAACACCAGGAAUGUCUGUAUGUCUGUCUUGUCAUUCCUCCCACUAUCAGCCUAGGAUCACAGAAUCACACAGCCGUGAAGGUGCUGGGUAUCCAAACUCUGAGCCUCAGGCUCAAGCAGCAGGCACCGCAAUAACUGAGCCGCCUUCCCCUCAGCCCCUACUCUACUCAAUUCUGAAACUCUUCACUCUCUCGUGUGACGCUCGUGCCUUAUGCCUGGCAAACAGCAGAUACUCACGUUAUGGUUGUGGAAGAAGCAAACAUAGGAUUGUAGAGCCAGGCUGGGUGGGGACAUGGAGAGGAGGGAGCUUCCUGCCUCCCCACAGACUGACCUUUACAGGAUCCUACAGCAGAGAUCUCUGGGAAUGUAGACCGAGAGCAGCCAAGGCUCUUCCUGAAGCUAUGUACGACUGACUGCUCAGGGACAAAAACGCUUUGUUAAGGAUGGGAUGCAGGCCUUGUCACCAGAGUCAGCUGUGAGUUUGGGGGACUCCUGCAGAGUAGUCCAGCACGGGACAAAGGUCUGCUCUGGAGGAAGAACAGGGCUACAGGCCAGGAGGGACAUUACUGGUUGGAGAUGACAUUUCAUGACAGUGCUGGAAGGUGCAGGCCCUUUAAGGACCUGCCUCUCUGUCUGCACAGGAAGGUGGACAACAGUAAUUUGGAUCUGUGAAGAAGCUGAACACCAUCUGGGGCAGGGAGAGCAUUUUGUUGCCUUGAUUCCCCUGGCCAGAUUGGGUGUCUGUCAGGUCAUACAGCCUGUCUUUCACCUGUGUGGCUUAGACAAUCCCUGAGCCUUGAAAUGAUCUGGACAGGACUGUUCCAGUCUAUCCUGCCCACUGAGCAGAGUUUUAUCUUUGCCACACAACUAGAAAAGAAACUGGGCCUUAAGCCUGGCAGAGCCACAAAGGCCCCUUGCUGUUAGCUGCUGAGUGGUGGAAGCCGACAGGAAGGAACCUCUUGGCUUCCCAGGGGCCACAGAGGGGAUAGGAAAAGAUGGGGUCUGGUCAUAGUUUUCCGAACAGUUGUAGCGUGGGUAGCUGCAUGUCCUUUGAAGUUUUCUAUCCUUAUCUAGGACAAGGAGCCCUUGGCUAGUUCUCUCCAGCCCGACUCUGGCCUUUGGGAAAUGGAGGCUUGUGAGCUGCAGCUGAGGACAAGGAUGGUGUACAGUAGAGAUACGUGGAAGGACUAAGCUUCUGGCCUUUCAUGAGUUGCUGGUCUCUCAUGGUCCAGCUCCUUCGAGGGUUAAGACUGACCCUUAGUCAGGAGGGGUGAGGUAUGCUGCAUUGGUAGCUGUUGGCUUGUCUGUGGCUUCCCUGUGGGGUCUCAACAAUGAUUCCAUGCAACUCUCACAACAGUGGGGCAAGUUAACCUUCCAAUGUGUUCUUUUGACAGAUAUGGCGACUGUGUCCCAAAGAGGUUAAGUGACCGGUCCAAGCUUACACAGCCAGAAGCCUCAAAGCUCAGGAUUCAAGCCUCGCCCCAACCUGCUCCUUUGGUCUGCUUUGUGUCUCAGCCUCUGCACCUCCCAACAAACCCUCUGCAAAGAACGAGUGGAAGAGCUGUGGGCUGCACCGGUCAAUGUCUUUACUUCUAGAGCACAUGUCAAACUCACUGUAUUUAACAUCAAAAGUGGCUGCCUAAAA